AUUCUGCCCGCCAAAACGUUUAAAUACCGUGUCGAAAUUCACCUGGAGGCGCUUUUUGAGGGAUGGGUCUGCGGUACAGUUGUCGAUAAUUAAAAAAGUACCGAUCUAGCGACAUAAAAAUCCUCCAACAUGGCUUCAUCUCUCGCCGCGCAGCUUGCGCAGGUUGCGGCAAAGUCGACCAACCAGUUGGACCUCAAAGCACAGCGCAUUUCGCAUUCGCAAUCUCUCAUCUACGACCGGAGAGUCGCUACUUCUCAGGACUUCGAAACUAUUUAUGCGAUAUGUCACGAAGGCUUCCAGGAGCUAUGCCAACUCGAUCCCCGAUUCGCCCCGUUCGAGCGCACGAUCUUCAGCCAACAGAGUAUCUCGGAAGACCGCACGGAGAUGACCGCUGCCCAGAAUAAGGAGCUCAACACAGUAUUGGAAGCUUUCUUGGCUUUGGUUGGAGGCAGACUUUUAUUGAGUCCGGCCGUGAGGGCCGUUGACUGGCUCAUCAGACGCUUCCGGGUACACGAGUACAACACCGAAUUCACUCUUCUCACUUUCCUGCCAUAUUACACUACUCCGCUUUUCUUAAGGCUCUUAUCGAUAUUGCCCGAAGAUCUGACGCCGACCUUCAAAAUCUUGAAUCCGUACAAGAAGAGCAACAUCAACCCCCCACGCCAUCCUCUUUUGCACAGCGCUACUACCAACAAGUUAUUCUUCGCGGCUCUCAACAGAUAUACCCUCCAGGUUAGCAAGCAGCGGGCGCAUCACCAUGCGCUUUUGACAUUUUGGGCUGGAAUGAUCACCGAAGCAGUUGUCGGAAUGCUGGAUGCUGGACGCUCUGGUCGGCGGGAUCUCGAAAAGGAGAAGCACGAGGAUGUCAUCCUCAAGGUUCUCCCGAUUUUGAAUGAUGGUCUCGGAAUGAAGGACGUUUCGGAGCUGGUUAUCGGCUGUUACAUGGUUUGCGUUGUUCUGGCCAACAAGGCUUCCCUAAAUGAAGAAUUCCUUGAUUCUUUAAUGGAGGCUGUUGCUGGUUCGUGGACUGAGGAAACUAGAGAAUCGGGUCUCGUCUGUCUGUCUGUUCUUGCGCAAGCGAAACCAGAUAUGACAAUUCCCAAGAGGGCUUUCAAGGCAGUGCUCCGCCUGGAAGAUCCUGUGCAGCGGCUGACUGAGCUCUCUACUCAAUACAAGACUUCCCACCUCUUGCUUGGUCUGGUAGCUGGCUGCGUGAACGAUCUCUCGAGACAAAAAGACUUGGCACGCUUGGAGUUUCUUUCUCAGAUCUUCAAUGCCCGUCUUCUGGAAGAAUCGGACACGGCCAAGGCAAUGUCUUUGGUUCUUCAUGCCACUAGCAAUGCUCACCGGGAGGGUGCUUUGGCUCUUGAUGCCCAGACCCAGCUUGCUGAGCUCGUACAGCACUUCACUCAGUCCGAAUCCUUGCGCCCUAUUUUCCAGAAGGCGAUCGAAGAAUCUCAGUUCGACAUCCCUGCCCUGGAACACAAUCUGCAAAUUGUCGUAGAGUCUGCACCUGCCGCUAGGGCUUUGGAAGACGUGGAAAUGGGGGAUGCUGAAGUUGAAGAAGCGGAGGAUCAGUUCCCACCUGCCCUGGAGUCUCUCGCUGGAAAGAGCCUGGAUGUCUCAGCCCUCAGCGCCCAAAAUCUACCUGUCUUUGAGAGUCUCGUGCAAGUGUUUGCUCUUGGCGUUGGCUCUGAGGAGAAGCUUGAGUCUUUCGUCAACCUGCCGUCGCUGAAGAGGACCGAUGCCUUCAAAUCAACACAGUAUCUGUCGUUCCUGGCCAGAGUAUCAACCGGUGCCUACCCUACUGGCACUAGAGUUGCUGCCCUGAACCUGAUCACUUCGGCCCUAUCUUCCGCAUCUGAUGUCGAUCUUCAGGCUCUGCUGCCCUUCCUGCUGGUAGCGUUCGCCGACCCGACCGAACGCAUUCGACGGGCAGCAACAGACGUCCUGGCAGCGCUUGGCAACGUCUAUAAGCAGAACAAGAAGUCUGAUACUAAGCCUUGGGCCAAUGAAUCGCUAUAUGGCCAGCAAACAAAGAAUGUGAAGUGGUUGGUCGGGCGUGAUGUCCAGAAGCUUGUGGAGCGUGUCUUGCUCCCCGGUUUAGAGGAAUAUAUCCUCGACCAAGAUCAUUUUGGUCGUGUCCUCGAGACGACGUUGCGAGGCUUGUCGACUGCUGAUUCCGCGGCAACCGAGAUUAAAAAGUCACUUCGCCUCAGUGUGUUCACUUUCUUGUGCUCUCAUGCUGUUCACAUGCCCCUUCUUGCCCCCAAGCUGGGACUUCUGAAGCUUCUUAACAGAAUUGACAAGGCAGGUGGCACAACCCGUACUAAAGAAUUGGAACCUCUUCUGAAGUAUUGGCGAGACCUUGACGAUCUGAAAGUUAAGGAGGUUUGUGACAAGGAACGCGUCUCGGUGGGCGAAAUGGAUGAGCAGGUUGUUUUGACGGUUACCCCGAAGGAAAAGGAUGCUAUUCUUGUGCUUCUUUCGAACGUGAGCCCUUACUCCAACUCUCUCAGAGCAUCUUUCGUUGCUUCCAUUUUUAGCCGCAUGAAGGAUGUUUGGGCCUUGGUGCCCGAAGACAGACAAAUUGAGGCUUCGGAGAAGCUCUUCGGAAUCUCGCUUGAAGAGUCGGAUUCUCUCCUUGUCAACGGAUGCAGGGACGUUCUGCGCAGUGUGCAAUUGACGGGCUCUGUGCUUCAAUUCUUCCUGCAGAAGAUCCCUGUGUCCAUUACUGAUAUGGAAUCUGCUGGACCAGCACCGAAGAGGAGACGCACCAGCCAGACCAAUAUGGUUGCCAUGACUGUCAAAGAUGAAGCUAAACUCAGCAAGCUGAUGGAGAAGACGACAUUCAUUUUGGAGCUGGUGGACAGCUCAAACCCCGAGUCUCACCCUGAACUGGCCGAUGGCCUCUUCCAGACGCUGGCAGCUCUUCAUCAUUUCAAAUCGCAGAUUCAGUCAGGAAUGAGCUACCUGCUCAGCUUGACUCUCGGUAGCCUGCUGGCUAUCGUCAACAAGUCGAAGCAAACUGCCAAGCCUCAAUUUGACACCUCAGUCAUCCGAGCGGAUCUUGUUGUCGAUUGUGUUCGUACGACAGAUAGCCCGCAAGUUCAGAACGCGGCUCUUCUGCUCGUUGCUGGCCUGUCAAUCAUCGCCCCUGAAUUGGUCCUGCAUAGCGUCAUGCCCAUCUUCACCUUCAUGGGCUCUAGCGUUCUCCGUAAGGAUGAUGAAUACUCCGUGUCUGUCAUCGACCAGACCAUCGAUCAGGUCGUUCCCGCUCUUAUUCAGUCUCUUCGUAACCAGAAGCGUGACGUGGUCUCUGGAACUUCUGAGUUGUUGUUGAGUUUUACCGCUGCUUUUGAGCACAUUCCUGCUCACCGUCGUCUGCGUUUGUUCCAUGCUCUGGUCACCAAACUAGGGGUUCUGGACUUCCUGUUUGCUGUUUUGGCUAUGCUGGCUAAUCGCUACGCCAUGGACAAGGAUGUUCUCGUUCUGAUGACUGGUCUCGUUUCUGAUGCCAGCGCACCCAUUGAACUUGAGACAUACAGCAAGUUCUUGGACUUGGUCAUUGACUCGCUCAAGCCCAAGCCUGGCAUUUCUCAAGUCCUGCUUGGAAUCGGAAGUGAUGACGGUCGUGAACCCCAGAAGGUCGCCGUCGAUCUGCUCAGGUCACUGGCUCACCUGUUCAAGCACUCUUCGCUGAAGGUAAAAAUGGCCAAGGCUUUCGCAACAGAUUCGGACGACCAGACAGUCCAGAUCCGCACCCACUUCUCUCAUAUCUUGGAGAAGGUUCUGUUCAUUGGCGAAUCUAUGCAGAACGUCAAGCCUGUUAGCCAGGCGAGCGGUGAUGUUCUCAGCGCCUUGUUCGGUACUUUGUCUCUCGUCGAUUUCCUUGAUACUAUCGAAGUCCUUCUCGAACGACCUGACGACGAACUUCGCCGCAAGGUUCUUCGACUCCUGGAGGGUCGUUUGCGCCAGAACCCUGAAAACGACGGUGUCUCACAAACACGCAUGUUGGACUUCUUGCCUACGUUGGUCAGCAUUGUGGAAUCAUCGCCGGAUAUUCUGCUCAAGCAUGCUGCAGUGGCCUGCAUCGACCGUAUCGCUGAGAAGUACGGCAAGAAGGAUCCUUUCAAGGUGGCCAGUGCUGCCCAGGUGGUUGCCGGCGCGGCUUGUAUUGGACAAGAUGAUGAGCGGAUUCGUAUCAUGGGUGUCCUGUGUCUCGCUUCGAUGGCCGAGGUACUUGGCGAAGCUAUGAUCCCUGCACUUCCAGAUGCGCUUGGUCGCUCGUUGGAAUUGCUCGACAUCAGCCUGGAAAGUGGCAAGGAGAACUCUAGAUUGCAUGAUGCCGUCCUCUCUUUCUUCUCUGCCCUCUUCGUUCACAUUCCCUUCAUGGUGUCUGCCUCUCAUCUUGAUCAACUCCUUCUACUCUGCCACAAGUCCGCUAUCACCGAGGAAGUUGAAGAUGAUGGCCGCGAGGAGACCCUCCGACUCCUGGCUCGGAAGGUCGAUGUGGCCGCGACGUUUGCUGCCGUUGACCGCAAUUGGCAACACGCCGUGGAAACUGGCCCCGAUGCUAUCCUGGAGACUCUUGGAAUUGUCAGCCUUGCUAUUGAGAAGCAUCCCAAAUCUGCUACCGUUAACAACCUUGCGGUCAUCACCAGCAUUCUGUUCAAGGCAUUUGACCUCCGCCGCCAGCAAGUGUCCUUAGGCUCGAAUGCCACCAUCGACUUGUCACACCUGGACGAGAUCGAGGAUGUCAUCAAUGAGGUCGCCAUCAAGAUGGUUUACAAGCUGAAUGACACCACCUUCCGUCCUAUUUUCACCAAGCUCCUUGACUGGGCUACCUCCACCACUACAGCCAAGAAAGAUACCCAAGGUAGUCUGGCUCGCCUUACGACCUUCUACAAGUUCCUCCAAGUAUUUUUCGGCACUCUUCAGUCCAUUGUCACCGGCUACGCAAGCUACAUCCUGGAAAAUGUGGUUAAGGUCCUCGCCAAAGCCAGCCCCUCGAACCAGAACACCAAGAGUCUGUGGCUGGCAACGAUGCGCAUGCUCCGGAAUGCCUUCCAGCACGACCAAGACGAAUUCUGGCAAUCUCCGUCCCACCUCACCGCGAUCGCUCAGCCCUUGAUCUCCCAGCUCGCCCAUGCCACGAACUCCUCCACGGCCGCCCUCGUCAUCGCCGAGGCCGUCCCCGCCAUCACGGAGCUGGCCGUCGCCGCCGACUCCACCGACAAUCACAAGGAACUCAACACGGCGUUGAUGCGUCUCCUCCGCCCCUCGGCCGGACCCUCGGGUAAGGCCGCUGCCGGCGGCGAGAACCCGCACACGCGUCUGGCCGCCCUCAAGGCGGAGCAAUCGCUCACCGAGCAGCUCGGCGAAGAAUGGCUGGCUCUGCUGCCGGAGAUGCUGCCGUAUAUCAGCGAGCUGAUGGAGGAUGAGGAUGAGAACGUCGAGCGCGAGGUCCGCAAGUGGGUCAAACAGAUCGAGGAGGUCUUGGGGGAGAGAUUGGAUGAUAUGCUCACCUAA
Molecule: messenger RNA, 5532 nt
Organism: Aspergillus brunneoviolaceus CBS 621.78
Lineage: Eukaryota; Fungi; Ascomycota; Eurotiomycetes; Eurotiales; Aspergillaceae
Gene: utp10
Product: snoRNA-binding rRNA-processing protein UTP10
Exons: 5
Coding region: 130-5532 (1800 amino acids)
Biological process (GO): positive regulation of transcription by RNA polymerase I; maturation of SSU-rRNA from tricistronic rRNA transcript (SSU-rRNA, 5.8S rRNA, LSU-rRNA)
Cellular component (GO): t-UTP complex; 90S preribosome; small-subunit processome
Molecular function (GO): snoRNA binding
Source: RefSeq, a predicted model, not a curated record